This is a messenger RNA of Diorhabda carinulata, 914 nucleotides long. RefSeq lists its product as uncharacterized. Bases 52 to 855 code for a protein of 267 amino acids. The record is from RefSeq and is a predicted model, not a curated record. The transcript has 3 exons. Lineage: Eukaryota; Metazoa; Arthropoda; Insecta; Coleoptera; Chrysomelidae.
CCAACAUUACGCAAAAACAAAUAUUAUGUUUAAAAACGUAUAUAAAAUAUAAUGAUUUCUAAGAAGGAUAAUUUAUUGGUUAGACCGUGGCAACAACGUAAAUUUGCGUAUCAUCGUCAAAAGGUACAAUCAGCGCUUCCUGCAAUUGAUACGGGGCCGCCACCAUUUCGCGCUCAUGUUUGUAUCAAAUUAAAAAAACAGCAAAAAGAAAUAGAACGAUCCCGUAGGAUUGAACAGGAUAAUUACUUUUUAAUGCAACGUUUAAAUUAUGUUACUAGAACCAGUCGAGUGGAUAAUAUAUGGAAAAGGCCACAGCCAAAUUUUUUAAGUAGAGUAGCGAUGUAUAAGACUGUUUUACCUGACUUUGACGAUCUACUAGCUUUGGAUUUAGUAGAUGUCGAUGAAGAAUGUAAGGAAAAAACGAGAAAAGCUAAUUGUUACGCUUGUUCUCCGCAAAAAAAUAAAAUCCAAACACCUAAGAUACCCGAAGAGAGAGUACCGUGGGAACCAGAUAAAAAACCAGUGGAUAAGAUUCGUAGUAAAUCUGUACCUUUGAGAAAAUCUCAAUCGCUUUUACCAUCGAUUAAGGAACAAAUAUCGGCUAGUAAACCUUCAUCAAGUACAUCGUCGACGAGAAUAAAAUUGGAUAAAUCUACAAAGGGUACAAAAAGAAGCUCGGAAAAAAUAUUUGGUGCACAAGCACCGAAUAAUAUUAUAUUUAGCAGGGGGUGUCUUGAAUUAUCAGUUAAUUUUCCGUCUGAUACAACUGUCAAGUUUCAAGCAGGAAAUAUUGAAAAAUUUUUAAUUCGGGGUGUUUGUCAUUGUAAAAAUUCACCUUCUGCACGUGUGUUAUAAUAAAUUUAUUUGUAUUGAAUCAUUUUUUCACUUAAUAAAUAAAUACGGAUAAAUGACCA